ACAAUUAAGUCGCUCUCCGCUAAAUACUCUUUACAUUAGAUUCUUUGAGUGUAUUUGGCACUUUUAUAUGGUGGUAAAACAGUAUUUUAUUUUGCAUUUUUCGAGUUGAAGCAGACGAAAAAUGACAGUUUUAUAAAUCAACGAUUGUAAAACAUAAACCACAAAAGCUUUCAAAUUGAAGUUGACAUCAUGGGACCGAAUAAAAAGGGAUUCAAUUGGAAAGCACGACAGGUUGUAACUACAAAAAUUAUUCAGACAGAAGGGGUUGAGAUUGAGAUAAGUGGGACACAAUCUUCUAAAUAUGAUGAAUGCAAUGCUCUUGUUCUGCCAUCAAAAAAAAGGAAAACAAAAGUAGUUAAAGAAAAGAAAUCCAGCCAACGUAUUUUGUCAAAGACGCAGCGGAAGAAGCUCGAGAAGAUUGUAGAUGUGAAAAAAAAGAAAGCUAAUAGGGCAGAUUUAUUGGAGUCUCUAGCAAAGUUGCAACCCAGUGCUCAGGAGUUUUCCAUGAUGACAUCUUUGACUUCAGUUCAAACUAAAGGAAUUAAGCGAUCUAUGGCAGAAGUUGACUCUGUUCAAUUGUUUGAUGAAACUGGAGUAAAAAAUCAAUCAUCUGGAACUGCUGGGAGCAAAAGGAGACAGCGCUGGAAAGAAAAGGAAGACCAAGAAAAAGUUGAAAACCCCAGAACUGAUGGAAAUGUGAUCGGCAUAGAAGUAAUUGAGGAAUCAAGCAGUUCAGAAAAUGAAGAAAUGGAAGAAGAAGAAGACGAAAACACAGAAGAACCAGAUGAAAACAUAGAAGAAUCAGAAGAAAACAAAGAAGAACCAGAAGGAAGCAAAGAAACACCAAGAAAAGAAGAUAAAGAAGAUAAAGAAGAUGUUUCCGAAGAAACUAUUUCAAAAGCAGGCAAAGCAGAUAUCUCUAAUGGGAAUAUAAUCGCAACGGAAGAAUGUACCCUCGUCGAGAAAGACGGUAAAACACCAGCGCCUAAGCGCGAAGCAAAACCGGCAAUUUUUGUUCCAGUCCACCGCACUGCAGAGGUUCAAGCGGCUAGGAUGAAAUUACCUAUCCUUGCCGAAGAACAAGCAAUAGUUGAAGCCAUCAAUGAAAAUCCAGUUGUCAUUUUGGCCGGAGAAACCGGAAGUGGAAAAACUACUCAGGUUCCCCAAUUUCUCUAUGAAGCCGGUUACGCAGCCAAUGGGAAAAUUAUUGGUGUUACAGAACCCAGAAGAGUCGCCGCUACCUCAAUGGCAAAUCGCGUGGCUGACGAAAUGAACUUGCAUGACGGCCAAGUUGGUUAUCAGAUUCGUUUCGAAGGAAACGUCAAAGAUAAUACCCGAAUUAAAUUCAUGACUGAUGGUGUUUUAUUGAAAGAAGUUCAAAAAGAUUUCCUCCUAAGUAAUUACUCUGUCGUGAUCAUCGAUGAAGCUCACGAACGUAGUGUUUACUCAGACAUCUUACUCGGUUUGUUGUCGCGCAUUGUCAUGCUUCGCCACAAAAGAGGUAAUCCAUUGAAAAUGGUUAUUAUGUCGGCCACCCUUCGCGUGGAAGAUUUUACGGAGAACCGGCGACUUUUCAAGAACAAGCCAGUUGUUAUCCAAGUUGAAGCAAGGCAAUUUCCCGUUUCAGUACAUUUUAAUAAGCGGACAGCCUUCGAAGAUUAUGUAGACGAAGCAUAUCGCAAGGUGUGCAAAAUUCAUCGGCAGUUGCCGGAUGGUGGCAUUCUGGUCUUUCUUACUGGCCAGCAAGAGGUAAACGCACUCUGUAGAAAAUUGCGUCAGACGUUUCCGGGUGUCAAAAAGGUGGAGAAACCAGAUCCUGCAGAUGCUUCAUCUGCACAACCCGAAGAUGUUCCGAUUGCGUCCGACCCUGAAGAGGACGAAGAUAUGGAAAAAGUUUUGGCCAAAAUUAAAAGAAAGCAACAAAUCAUGAAAAAGCGCUCAAAAAAAGAAGUAGAUCAGCGAAUAAAAAUCAAUCUGGAUCAUUACUCUGCGUUGCCACUGCAAGAGCAAGAACAAGAUCACGAUGAAAAUCUUGGAGAUUUGGCUGAUUCGGAUCAAGAGCUAGAUAUCAAUGAUGAGCAGUCAGAGGCUUUAUCUCAGAGUCAAACUGCCCCUCCUUUGUGGGUUCUGCCUUUGUACUCUCUUCUACCAUCUAAUCGGCAGCAAAAAGUGUUUGCUCCGCCACCUGAAGGAUCAAGAUUGUGUGUAGUGUCCACUAACGUCGCCGAAACUUCUCUUACGAUUCCUAAUGUUCGUUAUGUUGUCGAUACUGGUCGAGUCAAGACUAAAUUCUUUGACAAAAUCACGGGGGUAUCCGCAUUUCACGUCACCUGGACCUCGCAGGCAGCCGCCAAUCAACGUGCUGGUCGAGCUGGUCGCACAGGCCCUGGGCAUUGUUAUCGACUAUAUUCUUCUGCCGUUUUUAAUGAUGAAUUUGAAAAAUUCUCUUUGCCAGAUAUCGCGCGAAGACCGAUUGACGAUUUAGUUCUGCAAAUGAAGUCGAUGGACAUUGAAAAAGUGAUCCACUUUCCGUUUCCGACGCCACCCGAUAUUCAGCAAUUAUAUGCGGCUGAGCGCCGGCUAUUAUUGCUAAAUGCACUGGAACCGCCGCCACGCAGCAUAGGACUAAAAAAAAGCCAAGAAUGGACGUCAAAAAUCACUCCACUCGGCAGAGCCAUGGCAGCUUAUCCAUUAGCACCACGCUAUGCAAAGAUGUUAUUAUUAAGCCAACAAAAUGAUCUGCUUCAACUGAGCAUCACCUUGGUGGCUGCGUUAUCUGUACAAGAACUUGUGCUGGAUCAGCCAGCCGAUUCUGAAGCAGGUGACACGCACAGAAGGUGGCUUGGCCAACGUCGAUCAUGGGCUGGAACAGGACAGUCCCUACUUUUGGGAGAUCCCAUGGUACUCCUGCGGGCCGUUGGCGCCGCCGAGUACUCGGGUGAUAUCGAAGCUUUUUGUUCGACGAACGGGAUACGUAGCAAAGCUCUUCGCGAAGUACGAAAACUGCGGGUUCAGCUGACAAACGAGACAAACUUGAUUUUACCGUCAGGAACUGCAUCGAUUGUGGUCGAUCCUCGUAUGGCGCCACCCACUGAAUUGCAAGCCAAACUUUUGCGUCAGAUUCUGAUGGCCGGACUUCCCGAUCAUGUGGCCAAGCGAAUACCUCCAAAUGAAAUCAAGGAAGCCGAAGACCGUAGGAAGUACAAAUACGCUUAUCGCUGCCCAGAAAUGGAAGAUCCUGUCUUCUUAAACCCAUCGAGUAUCUUGCGCUAUUCGCACCCCGAAUGGAUCGUUUAUCAGGACAUUUAUGAACAUGCCGAUAAAAUCUAUUUGCGUGGUAUUACGGCCAUCGAACCCGAAUGGCUCCCCAUAUUUAGUCCUACACAGUGCACCUUCUCUGCUCCCUUGGAGCUUCCUACCCCUCGUUAUGAUUCAGAUCAGGGUCGUGUAAUGUGUCACAUGAAUGUUACAUUUGGGAGAAGUGGUUGGCCUCUUCCUGUAAUGGAGCUCGAAUAUCCAGCUGGUAUCGACCGGUUCAAGUUUUUCGCCCAGUUUUUCCUUAAUGGAGAUGUUUGUCGUCCUUUGGCAAAAUACACUGCAUCUCUGCUGUCAACUCCAUCGACAAUGGUCAAGACAUGGGCGAAACUCCAGCCCAGGACACAAAUGCUACUUCAACAACUGACAAUUAGUAACGUCGAUAGCUUAGAUUUGCUUCUUGCCGCUUGGCAAAAAGAUAAAUUCUACCUCCUGGAGGUCUAUAAAGCCUGGGUGCCUGAAUCACUUCAUGAAGAAAUUUCCACCCUUUGGCCUCCUGUGUAAUUGACUGUAAAAUAUAUCGACCUCUCAAUUGCUUAA
Molecule: messenger RNA, 3855 nt
Organism: Daphnia magna
Lineage: Eukaryota; Metazoa; Arthropoda; Branchiopoda; Diplostraca; Daphniidae
Gene: kz
Product: probable ATP-dependent RNA helicase DHX37
Exons: 11
Coding region: 190-3819 (1209 amino acids)
Biological process (GO): maturation of SSU-rRNA from tricistronic rRNA transcript (SSU-rRNA, 5.8S rRNA, LSU-rRNA)
Cellular component (GO): nucleolus; intracellular anatomical structure
Molecular function (GO): ATP hydrolysis activity; RNA binding; ATP binding
Source: RefSeq, a predicted model, not a curated record